This is a messenger RNA of Pseudophryne corroboree (corroboree frog), 3186 nucleotides long. Its product is annotated as leucine-rich repeat and fibronectin type III domain-containing protein 1-like protein. Bases 812 to 2779 code for a protein of 655 amino acids. The record is from RefSeq and is a predicted model, not a curated record. Gene Ontology annotation, molecular function: protein binding. The transcript is spliced from 6 exons. NCBI's taxonomy places the organism in Eukaryota, Metazoa, Chordata, Amphibia, Anura, Myobatrachidae.
UGCUGCUAGGGCUGAGUGGCAGGUGACGUCACGGCAGGGGGCGUGGCUGCGUGUUGCUGAGCAGGGAAGGGAUCGCUGGAUGCACAGAGCUGGGGCUGGGAAGGAGCUGCAGUAUGUAGGGGAGACUGGAGAGACAGACUAAGCCAGAAAGAGACAGAGGAGAGAGAGAGAGAGAGAGAGAGAGACAGCCACACAACUCUUCCUCACCUAGCUGUUCACCCUUAGGGAAGAGGAGCCUACUUGCCAGCUGGUACCCUGUGCCACCACCAUCCCCCCUGCCAGCUUUACCUUGGAUUACAAGUACCAGUGCUGGGAUGGCAUAGGAGAAGAACCCCCACAUUGGCUUUGAUUCUGGAAUGUUACCUCCCAGGUGGGCUUCCGCCUUCCCCCCAACUCCUCACACCUGGAUGUCUAGAGGCCACAUGUGCCCUGGGUUAUUUUUUCGUUAGGGGUCACUAUUGGUGUGAAAGGAUUGGACACCUGGAGAUCUGUGGAAUAAAUCGAAGUGCAUGAGCCUAAAUCGCCCAGCCCACUCCGGAUUAAUUGGAGAGCACAGCACCCUAUUCCUGGAGAUACCCAGCAGGAGAGUCAGGAUGGGUGGCUGGGCUCGGCUGUAUAAAAAGCUGAAUCACGUGCGCGAUGGAGAGAAUUCAUUAUUGGCCGACGUCCACAAGCACAUGAAAAACGAAUGAGAAGACUUCAGGAGCCAGAGAGGGGGCGGUGACCUUCGCGGAGCGUCUUAAAGGUCUCUUGCCAGGAUAUCGGCAGAAAAACCACUCAACUGCUACCUCAGGGGAGAGAGCUACUCUCAAUGGCACCAGCUGCUAGGCUGAACACGUGUUCAAAGAGCUGCGUAACACAGGUUGUACACCUGACCAUGGAAAGGCUGGCCAUUUAUCUGUUGAUUAUAAGCACAUCUGUUAAGGCCAUGAUGAUGUGCCCCAAGAGAUGCUCCUGUCAGAAUGUCAAUCCGUCCUUCACCAUCCUCUGUACCAAGACCGGCCUUCUAUUUGUGCCCCCCACUAUUGACAGGAGGACAGCGGAGCUCAGGCUCAUGGACAAUUUCAUAACCACCCUUCGAAGGAAAGAUUUUGCUAACAUGACGGACCUCAUCCAUCUAACUCUGUCCAGAAAUACCAUCAGUCAAGUCAUGCCUUAUGCAUUCUAUGACUUAAAAGGACUCCACGCCUUGCAUUUGGACAGCAACCGGUUAACAUUUGUUAAUGAAGACCAUUUUAAGGGUUUAAUUAACCUCCGACAUUUGAUCUUGAGCAACAACCAGCUACACUACAUAGCUCCGGGAUCGUUUGACGACUUCAUUGACACGUUGGAAGAUUUAGAUUUGUCCUACAACAAUCUGAUUGAAAUACCAUGGGAGACUAUUGGGAGGCUUUCAAGUGUUAAUACAGUGGGUCUGGAUCACAAUCUCAUUGAAUAUGUUCCUGAGGGAAUCUUCUCCAACCUUCAUAAAUUGGCUAGAUUGGAUAUGACCUCCAACAAACUAAAAAAGAUCCCACCAGACCCAUUAUUUUCUAGGAUCCCUGUUUAUGCCAAAACUAAAGGUUCCCCCUUAACAUCUCUGGUGCUUAGCUUUGGUGGGAAUCCUCUACACUGCAACUGUGAAUUGGUGUGGCUUAGGAGGCUCACCAGGGAGGAUGAUCUAGAAACCUGUGCCUCACCUGUAGAACUGAUGGGCAAAUAUUUCUGGUCUAUAAAGGAAGAGGAAUUUGUGUGCGAACCACCCAUGAUAACUCACCGAACUUCCAAACAAGAGGUAAUGGAAGGUAAAGGAGUCUCCCUAAAGUGCAAAGCGGUGGGUGAUCCUGACCCGUACGUACGAUGGAUCGCUCCAGAUGGGAAGCUAGUCUCUAAUACAACUAGAACUAUAUCAUAUGAGAAUGGAACUUUGGAUAUUUUUGCUACUCGGUUUACGGAACGUGGCAAUUUUACCUGCAUUGCUUCUAAUGCAGCGGGGGAAACUACGGCACAUGUGGAACUUGUAGUACACCAAUUCCCUAAUCUUGCUAACAGCACCAGCUAUGACAAGGAAACGGAGUCAGGCCUUUCUGAUAUACUGACGCCAGCCAAGUCUAGCACACCAUCCAAUGAAACUAAAUCUCUGCAGGAUAGGAAGGUUGUGGUUGUAGAGUUAACCUCAUCCUCGGCUCUCAUCCAAUGGCCUCCCCAGAGUCACAUCCCAGGAAUAAGGAUGUACCAGAUUCAGUACAACAGCUCUUUAGAUGACAUCCUUAUUUACAGAAUGAUCCCAUCAUCUAGCAAAUCAUUCUUCCUAAGUGACCUGGUGUCAUCCCGUCAGUAUGACUUGUGCGUCCUGGCCGUGUACGACGACGGGAUAACCUCUUUAACGGCCACCAGAGUAAUUGGAUGUGUACAGUUUACAACGGAGCAGGAAUAUAAGCAGUGCAGAUCACUCCAUGCUCAGUUUCUUGGUGGGACGAUGAUAAUCAUUAUUGGCGGCAUCAUCGUGGCUUCCGUUCUGGUCUUCAUUUUUAUUCUGCUGAUGAAGUAUAAAGUCUACAAUAACCACCCAAAAACGAAACCUGCUAAGGUCACCAACGUGUGCUCUCAGACCAAUGGCAGCCAGAGUGGCACGAUGGGACGUAUUUCUUCUAAACUGAGUGAGAGGAGAGACAGUAUCAUGCAGGACAUCUCAGGAACGUCCAUCAGAGGCAAAACCAUGGUUGACCUCACCCCGGACGGUGACAAACAGACUGUUUCUGACACUACCUUUAUAACAAAUGACGUCCUGUCUCACUAGCAGAGCUUUAUACCAAUACCACAGACUUACGCACCUCUUUUACAGGACAAUCCACUAAGGACUGGACAUUGUGGUACCAUUGAGAACAUUUUCAUGCAAAGGGUCGGAUUUUCGGCUUCACACCUAUUGUCUAUUUUUAAGAUCAGAUGGUUACAACAAAAAAAGCUAUUUUUUUAAUAUGUAAAAUGGUUCCCGCAUUCCUAACUAUUUUUGGUUCAUUAUUAUUAAAUAGAAAGAGUGUAAUUAAAAAAGAAAAAAUGAAAAACUGAUUUUAAAUAAUUGGUUUUGACACACAAGUGAAGGAAGCAUAAUAAAUGUUUUUGUUCUUUUAUAUUUGCGUCUCCUGCACUAGCCUUUUCUGAAUCUAUUAAAAAAAACAAAAUAAGGUUUAAUCCUUUUAAAUGGUC